Messenger RNA from Anopheles marshallii, 1137 nucleotides. Its product is annotated as putative lysozyme-like protein. The transcript is spliced from 4 exons. The record is from RefSeq and is a predicted model, not a curated record. Bases 1 to 1137 code for a protein of 378 amino acids. Lineage: Eukaryota; Metazoa; Arthropoda; Insecta; Diptera; Culicidae.
AUGUUUCGUAUUCUUUCGGGCUCACACGGUAGCAGUAGCCAUCGACACUCGUCGGAUGAUAAAACGGGCAGCAGCAGCGGAAUUGGGAGUGCCGGCGCCAGUGGCAUCGGAGGCAACGGUCACGGCAACGGUGGCCACGGGGGCGACGGUAUCGGCGGCGGUGACGGUUCCGUCGAUAGGCGGAGCACUUCCUGUCGCAGUGAUAACUACAAAGAAGACUCAAUAAGUAUAUCAGAAAUAAGAUUAGAAAGUCAUUUAGCAGUCGAAUCAUCAUCCAAUAGCAAUUACGGCUCGCGGGGGGCCCUAGCGUCGGUCGAAGGGUCGACCCCAACGUGGACUGAAGGAACGCCCAGCUUUACGGAUUCGAGCUCGAGCGGUGAUAUUGGAACAUUCUCAGGCCAUUCCUCUCCGAUGUCGGAUCGGGAUCGCCACAAGCCCACGGUCGAGAAGGCGCUUAAUUCGCUCACAUCGGAAAUGGUAAGCUUUUCGAACAAGUUCCACCAGCUUCAUCAUCACCACCAUCAUCACCAACACCAGUACCAGUACCACUCCUCCUCCACCUCAUCGGUAUCGUCCGCUUCGGGGCAUAACCAACGAAAGCAACAGCAGCAGCAGCAUCAGCUUCACAAGCAAGUGAUCUAUGUAAAGAACAGCAGUUGUUCAAGCAUAGACCAAUCGGUUCACCUUCUCGGUGGGGGUGGCGGCGGCGGCGGCGUUGGAGGUGGUGGUGUUGGGGGUCUGAUAGGUAGUACCACCGUUUUAGGAGUGGGUGGUGGCAUUAGCAGUGGCCGCAGCAGCCCGCUGGUGAUGGUCCGUCGCGUUACGUCGACCAAGAUUAGCGAAAGUACAACGUCGCUUAAUUCUUCCGGUGCGGCUGAAGAUGAUACCAGGCCGAGCGAUGUUGGCCCAGCAGGUCGUUUGGGUCCUGCUUCUGCUACUUCCCUCCAAUUGUCGAUAAGUUCCGAUCACAACCACCAUCACCAUCAAACCCAGCUGCGCCAAAACGAUGACGGUGCUGAUGGAGACACGAAUGGAAUGAGCAUGUCUUCCACCUCGGGACAUGGUAGCGAGGGCAGCAGCAAUGGUUCGCUGACUGAAACCGAUCGCAAUGCACUGCGCCAAACGCGCGAAGAAUGA